UCCAUGCGUAACGGGAAACAAACCAGUACCAACGCGCACUGACUCGAGGGUGUCGACAAAGACUACUCCGGAACUCUAGACGAACGACAUUUAUGCACCCUGGUUGUUUGUAAACGCGAAUUAGUGCGGGGAUUUGCGAGCGAAGAAAUAAUACAAGCAUGACGGACGUGAUCAACACCAGAGAGCCCGGGCGGGAGGACUUCAGCGUGGAGGGAGCCACUGGAGAGCAGGGCAUCGCCUUCCAGAUCUUCCCAGACGGGCGUGAGCGCUACCCCAAGCUGUCCAAGCGGCUGCCAUCUAUCGUGGUGGAGCCCACGGAGGGGGAGGUGGAGAGCGGGGAGCUACGGUGGCCCCCAGAGGACAUGCACAGCGCCGACGCGUCCCACAGACCCACACACAUGAGCACCACUCUGGAGCAGAGCCCGCAGGAGCAGACGGGAGCUGAGGAGCAGGCCAGCAGUGCAGAUUCAUCAGCGGCCACUGAGCAGGACUCAAACUGAAGAAGAACCAGCUCCACCGAUACCCCCAACCCCCCAACCCCCCACUGCCCCACUUCCCACUUCAACCCCCACCCCACCACAUGACCCCCCCCCCCCCUCCCGCCCUCUCAAAGUGCUUGUUGAAGGCGGCAGGCAGAAAGAACAGUCUCUCCCUCUCAAUCUACUUCCACUUGUAUCCAGUCCCCCCCCCCCCUAAACCCCCCCUGCUCUCUUCCUCUCCUGGCCUGGGGACGUGCUGAAGACUCAAGGCUCCACUGACUGACUGACUGACUGACUGACUGACUGACUGACUGACUGACUGACGGCGACAGGAGGUUUUGGAGAUGAAAUCUCUGCUGCCUGCGUGGAGGCAUCACAACCCAAUAGCUCCCAGCUGCCAAAGCAGAGGAGGUCGUGCACUGGAACCACCACGUAAUGAAACACCAGUUUACACCAGUUUACACUCUCCUGCAGCACAUCAUGCUGAAUUACUCCCGCUCACUCACAUGAUGAUGUGUCUGUUGUGUGUGUGUGUGUGUGUGUGUGUAGUGUACGCUCACUCAUACCAUGACAUGUCUGUUGUGUGUGUGUGUGUGUGUGUAGUGUAGCUCACUCAUACGAUGACAUGUCUGUUGUGUGUGUGUGUGUGUGUAGUGUAUGCUCACUCAUAUGAUGACAUGUCUGUUGUGUGUGUGUGUGUAGUGUAUGCUCACUCAUAUGAUGACAUGUCUGUUGUGUGUGUGUGUGUGUGUGUGUGUGUAGUGUACGCUCAUACCAUGACAUGUCUGUUGUGUGUGUGUGUUGAAAUUUCCUGUGACAAGUACUGCUGGGAAGGGAUCACCUGUAUGCCACUAUGUGAUAGUGCAUGUCUGUGUGUGUGUGUGUGUGUGUGUGUGUGUGUGUGCGUGCGUGCGUGCGUGCGUGCGUGCGUGCGUGCGUGCGUGCGUGCGUGCGUGUGUGCGUGUGUAUGUGUGUGUGUGUGUGUGAGUGUGAGAGAGAGAGAGAGACUGCUGUAGACGGUGGUGGUGUAGAAACAGAGUGAGUCUGAGAGUCACGUAGUGGGCGUGUGGGGAGAGGGGCAUGCGCGCUGUGCUGGGUGUCUGAGAGAAUCUGCCACUUACUUGAAACUUCAAACGUGUCGACCCGUCUGUCAGGCGGCACGUCAUGCCAACACCUCAUCAUGCCACACUCUCAUCUCAAAGUCCUUUAUAGCUCUCUCUCUCCCUCUCCCUCUCUCUCUCUCUCUCUCUCUCUCUCUCUCUCUCUCUCUCCUCUCUCUCUUCCUCUAUCCCGCUCUCUCUCUUUACUCCUCUCUCCCUCUCUCUCUCCCUCUCUCUCUUCCUCUAUCCCUCUCCCUCUCUCUCUCUCUGACUCUCUCUCUCUCUCUCACUCUCUCCCUCUCUCUCCCUCUCUCUAUCUCACUGUCAUCCUUUAUUUUUCCAACAUGAAAGUUCACCCGUAGCCAUGCACACAUACAGACACGCUCACACUCAAACAGAUAGACACACACACACACACACACACACACACACACACACACACACAGCCAAACACAUUGCGCCUGUUGAUGGAUUCUAGAUAGUGCCUUCAGCUGCUAUGUUGGUGUAGAACAGAACACAGAUUUAAGUAAGACAUAUAUAACAUUCAGGAUCACCACAUGGACAUACUGGUAACAUUCAAAGCAGGAUGACCAAUACUCAUCUCCAGCCAUGGUAAUUAGGUAACACGUCUGUGUAUUGUGUAUAGAGAGUAAAUAAUGUGUUGUCAACAUGGACUAGUGUCCUUUGACUAGUGCUGGCUUCUAUCGUAAGAUCUUGGUGAAUCAUUUGUGAAUGAAAAUAAUAAUGUAACACAUAACAUUGUAAAUCAAUAGAGAACAUUAAUGUUUUAGAAAGAAAGUUAAUUAUCUUUUUAAUAAACUCUUGCCCCCCUCCA
Messenger RNA from Sardina pilchardus (European sardine), 2414 nucleotides. Its product is annotated as protein LBH. Bases 159 to 500 code for a protein of 113 amino acids. The transcript is spliced from 4 exons. The record is from RefSeq and is a predicted model, not a curated record. Lineage: Eukaryota; Metazoa; Chordata; Actinopteri; Clupeiformes; Clupeidae.